GCCCACUCCAAGUUCAUUCCCAAUCAUCUUCCCCUGUAUCUCUUCGCAACUUUAUCUUGAACUUCGUUUUCAUGAUGUCUUCGACUGCACCUUCCAAACCCGUAUUCAACCCUGCGGAGUGGCUCUUUCCUGACGAAACCACGGUUCCUCCACGGCCGUGUCCCCAGCCUGAUUGGGCACCUCUUUUCCUUCCCAAUUCCAAGUCUCUGAAUCAAGCCAUCUCUGCAGUCUUAGCGGCGCGGAAGUUAAAACCUAGUGACAUCGCCCCCAUUCCUUGGCGCUUGAAACACAAAACGCGGAACUUCAGUAUUAAGAUGGGACGUUGUAUCAUUUGCCCGCAAAAUAACAUCUACUCCCCUUCCGAUCUCUCUGAGAAUAGACAUCUGAAUACCACUGAACAUCUUCAAUGUCUAGCUGACACGCUUCGUGUUGAUCAUGGCACUUUCACUCGAUUCAGGAAACCUUUCAUAUGUAACUUCUGUAGUACUGGUUUCAUGCGCCAACAGGCCCUUGAACGGCAUCAAUCACGAUGUACUGCUGCAAACGCAUCUGAUAUGUCCAUAGACUCACCAGUGGGGCAAGUCGCGUCCCCUAUGGAUGUUGACCACGACAUGAAUCUGCCUCACAACGGCCUCAGUUCUGGACGCUCUGAGACGGCUCUUCAACAAUUGGAACUCCGCAUGCGCGAAGAACGCGUCUCGCCUCCCGUCACCACCAAUUGGACACCUGGCUUCCUCGAGCAAGAGAUCAUUCGCUAUCUCGUAGCUGUCACUCAGAAGUCGGGGGAUGCUGACAUUGAUAUGAGAAGCCCCGUGUCACCGAUCUCACCGGCCAUUACUGCUCAACUGCAAGAGGCGUUUGAAAGGAUCUCAAUCUCUUCGCCUGGCGGUAUCAACGAUUCCGCUCUUUCACAAGAUGCAACUGCUCGUUUAGCUUUCUUCAGAGCUGCUGCUUCGCUCGUCUCCAGUUUGGACUGGACCCAUCUCGAAGGCGAGGAUCUCGCUGCUACUGUAGCUUUCUGGAUUCAAUGUCAACAAGAACUAGACAAGGCGGCUGCAGCGGAAUCUCUCAACGCCUAUGUGAAGGACCCACCUGAAAUCGACUGGACCAAGGUAGAAGGUGACAAGUUGAUUGCUUUCGUCGCGGAACUUUUCGCUGCCCGGGAGGGUAACGACGUGUCUCAUGUCUGAUACACUCUCGGCGACACUGAAAUUUAUGAACAGUAUCAUGGUGCUAUGUAUAUAUGCUCGUUUCAUGUUAUACUAUCUAUUGGUACGGCUUUCUUCACUUUCUUAUGUUAUGUAUUUCAUACUAGACCAUUUUGGGAAGAUAUGUCACAUAAAAGGCAAGUCUUUGUCCAAAUCCGAUACUAACAGCUUUCACCUGGUAACUUGUCAUACCCUUGUUCAUCCGUGAAUGGUAAGGUCUCAAGGACUAGAUAUAUCGACAUAAUAGUCGACAGUAAACUUCAAUGAGGGAUUGAAAGGAACAAGCCAACGACUCGAAUAUAG
Molecule: messenger RNA, 1511 nt
Organism: Somion occarium
Lineage: Eukaryota; Fungi; Basidiomycota; Agaricomycetes; Polyporales; Cerrenaceae
Source: the annotation of a GenBank genome assembly